AUGGCGGCCAAUUACUGGGCGUCGACACAACGUCGACACUGGCUCUUCUCCCGAGAGAAGCUGGCAGAGAUCCGGGAGAACUUUAGAGAAAGGGACAAAGUCGCCCAUACCCAGUUUCCUUUGCCGGAUCAGAGGUUGCUGAAUAUCUAUUUCAGUCAACGUAAGAGAUCAGAGCUUUGCCCUCCACUCACCAUGCCAACAGAACUCAUCAAGCUGGGCAAGAGGAUGUCGACUAGACAACAAGCCCUGGCGACAGCACAGGUCUAUGUCAAGCGAUUCUACACCAAGAACGAAAUAAGACACACAAACCCAUAUCUGGUGGUGACCACUGCCUUCUAUCUGGCCUGUAAAAUGGAGGAAUGCCCCCAGCACAUUCGCUUUGUCGUGGGGGAAGCUAGAGGUCUCUGGCCAGAGUUUAUUGCCCCAGAUGUGUCGAAACUAGGAGAGUGCGAGUUCUCCUUGAUCUCGGAGAUGAACUCGCAGCUCAUUGUGCAUCAUCCGUAUCGGACGUUAUCCGAACUGCAACCCGAGCUGUCACUUACAUCAGAUGAAGUUGCUCUUGCAUGGUCCGUCAUCAACGAUCACUAUCUCACCGACUUGCCGCUGCUAUACCCGCCUCACGUCAUUGCCGUUAUGGCAAUUAUUGUUGCAGUGGUUUUCAAGCCUAGUCAGACGAGCUUCCACGGGUCAGCAGCACCGUUGGCCAGCGCAAUGCGCGAUGGGGGCAUGAACAUCCUCGCGGCAUUGGGAGAUAAGAACGGCAACGGGCCACCUCCCCGAAUUCAGAGACUAAUCGCAUGGCUCGCUGAGAGCGAAGUGGACAUCAAAGCCGUCAUCGAGUGUACGCAAGAGCUGGUAUCGCUGUACGAGGUCUGGGAGCAGUACAGCGAAAAGCACUGUAAAGAGCUUCUUGGUCGGAUGGUCAAGAGCAAGAAUCUGGACAAAUGA
Aspergillus ibericus CBS 121593 is the source of this 948-nucleotide messenger RNA. RefSeq names its product cyclin-dependent protein serine/threonine kinase regulator SSN8 (gene ssn8). NCBI's taxonomy places the organism in Eukaryota, Fungi, Ascomycota, Eurotiomycetes, Eurotiales, Aspergillaceae. Gene Ontology annotation, biological process: positive regulation of transcription by RNA polymerase II. The transcript is spliced from 3 exons. Gene Ontology annotation, molecular function: cyclin-dependent protein serine/threonine kinase regulator activity. Gene Ontology annotation, cellular component: mediator complex; nucleus. The coding region runs from base 1 to 948 and encodes 315 amino acids. The record is from RefSeq and is a predicted model, not a curated record.